AGCGGCUCCGACAGGACGGGGUCGGGAGGGGACCGGGCGGCAGGGAGCCGGUCGCCGAGAGCCGGGGUGCGGGUUCCGGAGCAGCGCCCCCCCCCCGCUCCCCGCACCAGCCUCUGCUCCGCUCGUCGGCCGGGGCUCCCGCCUCCGAGCCCCGCCACCCGCGGCCGUCGCCGGCGCAGCCCCGAGGGCCCCUCGCCUCUGCUGCACGUGCCGCGCCCCGUCCGGCCGCCGCGAUGAGCGAGCUUAAUACCAAAACGUCCCCAGCAGCCAACCAGGCACCUGGCCCAGAGGAAAAGGGGAAGGCCAACAGUGCCAAGAAGGCUGAGGAGGAAGAGGAGAUUGAUAUUGAUCUGACAGCACCGGAAACAGAGAAGGCCGCCCUUGCCAUUCAGGGCAAGUUCCGGAGAUUCCAGAAAAGGAAAAAGGAUCCUAGCCCCUGAAUAACCAGGCUUGCCCUCCCCCCCUCUCCCUUCUCUCCCCUCCUCCACAGUUCCCACUCCUGUGUGUCCCUCUCGCCUCUUGUCGAGGCAAGUUCGACCCUUAGAUAUUAUUUUCUCUGAUCGCCCCCUCCAGCCAUCGCCGCAGUGGAAGCACGAGGAACAUGGGGAAGAUGGAGAACCCAGUUGGCAGCCACCUGCCUGAGGUGGGCCGGUUUCUCCUCGGGAUAAGCCUCCUUCGUCGGUACCUGUGCCUCGCCUGUGAGGUUGAGGGGCAAGAGGCUUUGAGGCUGAGACAGGGGCCCCCGCCAGCGUGGGAGGGAGGGGAAAGACUUCAGGGCAGGGCGCCGGGGGUCGGGGGGGCACCAGCACCGUUCUGCCAGCUACAACAUUCACACUUCAGGUAACGGGUUUUGCCGCUCACAUCCUUCUGCGCCACCGCAUCCACCCACCCUCUUAGGAGCUGGGUGACAGUGGGGACUGGAGCCCCCCCCCCUCCCAGGAGGACCGAAAUCAAGCACCUUCCACGUUAUUGCAUGCCGAGUAGAGGAGUUCCCAGGAAGGGACCCUUCAUCAUCCAGUCUGCGACCAUAAGAGGCAGAGGCAGAGCGGGUUCCGAGGGUCAAGGGCAGGGAGACGGGACUAGAGCCGAUCUGGAGAGGACAGGAGUGUGCGGGGG
Messenger RNA from Neofelis nebulosa (Clouded leopard), 1116 nucleotides. It is a transcript of the gene PCP4L1, whose product is annotated as Purkinje cell protein 4 like 1. The record is from RefSeq and is a predicted model, not a curated record. The coding region runs from base 234 to 440 and encodes 68 amino acids. Lineage: Eukaryota; Metazoa; Chordata; Mammalia; Carnivora; Felidae. The transcript is spliced from 3 exons.